CUCACGACGACGGAAGUUUGCUAUCAACCUUCUGGACAGGCCCGGGGGCCAUGGAUCAGAAAUGUGCCUUUACCCUUGCCGGUAUGGGCACACUACGAAUCUCCAACGUUGAACGUCUCUACAAUUGAACAAUAUGAGGAAUUAGCGGGAUGCGUUGAACUUGAAACUCAACGUUUAUUACGCGAAAAUCGCUACGACACUGUGGACAAUGUUUUAAGAUUCUACAAGUCGUUUAAGGAGAGUGGUGAAACACUAUUGGACCGUUACUAUCGCAAAUAUCAGCCGGUCAUCACCCAUCAACAUCAUACAUGUGUUGGCCUAGGAUUCGAACUGGUGUAUCGUUUAAGCAAAUUGAAUAAGAAGUUUCCUGGAAUUGAAAACGGCCUCUACUUGGUUUCGUGCGAAGAGACAAUUGGAGAUAUCUCAGGUUAUGUGGGAGGGCCUCCAGCGGCUGACAGUGGUGAGAAGGAGCACGUGUUGGUAUGUUUGAAAAUUUUGAUAAAUGGACGUCGAGGUGUUAUGUUACUCGAUCCAGGUUAUCAUAUUGCUCGUGUAAUAACUGUGAUGGGUGAUAAACUUUAUCCACACACUGGCUGGUUUACACAAUCGGAUGAGCCUGAAUGUAAAACGGAGUAUAAUUACGUGAUGUGCGCUGAGGAUCCAUAUUACGUCGAAUGGCACGAGAAGAAAACACGCCCAAGUGCCUUAGAGCGUACUCAGGUCGCUCUUAUUUACGUCGAUAGACCAUAUCUUACUGCCAUUGACGUCACGGAACGAAGAAACAUAGUUUACAAUUUAAGAAGUUUAAUUGCUAGAGAUAGCAAGGGUCAUGUUGUGGCUGGAUUUUACUUCAAGAUAACAUUGGACCCACCUGACGAACAGAGUUUUACCGUUUUUUACCAGACCAACGAAGGAAAGAAGAGAUUUAAAUUACAGUUCAACAAGUUUUACAAUCGAACGAAGACUGAUUUGGGAGAAUCGGAGGAAGUGCUUCGCGAAUGUGCUCGGCAAUUGGAUAUGUCGCUUAACGAUUUGGAAGAUCUUCUUGGUGCGCUUGCCACUGUCAUGAGGGAUACGGCAUUUACUGCACAACUUUUGGCGAUUGAUUCAAGAAUCAACACAUUGGCUGAAGACAAUUAACAGACGACGAAUCACCCCAAGCGGUGUGACGAAAAAUUUUAUUAUUCCUUUAAAUUUUUCCUUUUCUUCUUAUUACUAUUAUUAUUAAAUAUCAUUUUAAUCAUUCUUUUCUUUAUAUCUUAAAUGGGUUGACAGCAUCUCCUUGGGUUCAAGUUAUUUUUUUAACAGUGCUAAUUAAAAUAUGAGAUAUAGAAUAUUUUUUUGAAAAUCAGAGACAUAACAUAUAGUUCUAUGUAAAGCAGCUAAUUAUUAUUGAUUGACUAUAAAUUUACUAUUGAUACGGUUUAAAAAUGAUAAUAAAUUUCAAACAUACAAAAGAA
Leptopilina heterotoma is the source of this 1460-nucleotide messenger RNA. RefSeq lists its product as uncharacterized. The record is from RefSeq and is a predicted model, not a curated record. The annotation marks the transcript as partial. The transcript has 4 exons. Lineage: Eukaryota; Metazoa; Arthropoda; Insecta; Hymenoptera; Figitidae.